UUGACAAUUUGACCACAACCUAGGUUUUGUAAAGUCUCAGGGCGACACGGUGGUGCAGUUCUUUGCGCUGUCGCCUAAAGGAAGAAGGUUCUCGGUCUCAAAACACUGUUUGAACCACCCAGUGUGGAGUAUGCCAGUUCACCGAGUGUCUGCUGGGGGUUCUCUCCUCGGGUUCUCCGACUUCCUCCCACAGUCCAGACACAUGCAGAUUGGGGUAUUAGGUUGAUUGGAGACUCUAAAUUGACCAUAGGUUGGUUGUCUCUGAAUGUCGGCCCUGUGAUAGGUUUGGCGAGCUGUCCAGGGCGAACAACGCCUCUCGACCGUUGAAGGAUGAAGCCAUAUAGAUGAUGGAUGGAUGAAAAGCAUCAGAGCUGUUGGCAGAUUCCAUCUCCUCUGUUGCUCCUGAUGUUACAGGCAGUUUUCAUUGACGGGGCAAACUCCUGAGAUCUCAAUCAUUACAUACAAAAUGAACGUGGUGUGAUUCAAGGUAUAACUCAGGGGAUUUUUUUAUCAAUAACAAUAUUCGUUCUUUUUUGAUUUCAUGUGUGAAAGUUGGAAAAUAAUUAUCAUGGACAGAAAUUCCACAGAUACUUAACGCCUGUUUACCGGAGAGACAGUUGAAUCAACUUUGAGGAAAAAUUGAAAAUUCUGCCCAGCAGCAUCCUGUGUCCUGGUUUCUCAGGGAAUAUUUGGAUAGAUUAGCAUCUUCUUAACCUCAGUAUUUUAAUCUCAUGUUUUCACAUUCAAAUGCUUCUCAGCAAAUAUUUGGGUUUCCAUGAAAUGAUCUAUUAUUUCAGAGAGAAUUACUUAAUUAAUUAUUUGUUUGAAAUGCACUGGGAAAACGACAUGGUUCAGCUCCCGAGGGAAUCAUCACCCUGGGUUCUAACUGUGGCCUGAGAAAGUGGCAAAUUCUCGUCCAAUGAGCUCCUGAGUUUUAAUGUAACACUUGCUAAGCUUUGAACAGUGAAAUCAACAUGUAUUCAGGGCAUCAGAAGUGAACAUUUAAGAGUCAGAGAUCAGACGACCAGACGGAGGUGGAACGAGGAACAACACCAACACGUCUGAGUUGAUAUUCCAGUUGUGAAGAGCUGUGACAAUCUGAGAUCGGAGCCAUGCUUCCUGUUGUAACCGCCGUCCUGUUGGUGGUCCUGAUGUUCAUGAAGAACUCUGCAGCCGGAGAAAAUGAGGAGCAAGAAUGCCAGGAGCAUUUUAGUCUUGUACCAUGUGGUUCUGGAUGGUACCGGCUGGACAGCAGUCGCUGUGUGUUGAACGCUCCGACUGCGGAAACGUAUGACGAUGCAGAGAUGUUCUGCCAAAAUCAAGGUGCUAAUUUGGUGUCAUUCAGGGGAAGAGACGACCUUAUCCAAGUGCUGUGUCAGUGGUUCAUUGAAAAAAAUGAAAGGGUUCCUCACUGGCUCGGAGCCAGAAAACAAGAGGGUGAAUUUCAAUGGGCUGACGGAAGUGGACGAGUGAGCGAUGGAGGCCGUCGCAACUUCCUGAAUGAACAGGCUGAGGACUGUGCAGAAAUCACCAUCUAUGGUUUGUGGAAAGGCAUAUCAUGUUCAGCAACAAGGAACUUUGUCUGUCAGAAGACGGGGUGAUCGUUGUCUCCAGCUGAUGAGCCUGCUUCACUGUAACCUCUGUGAAUGCAACCUUUAAUAUUUACUGUAAUAACUGUUUAGCAUCAGCAAACAUGGAUUUUUUCAUUUCUGUAUGUGUCCAGCAGAAUGACAGUUGUAGCCAUUGUACACGUACUGCAGACUGAGCCUGACAUACAGUAUAAUUACCUGAUUAGUUUCAUCUGGUUUCAUAGAUACAUACAGCUGGGUGUCGUCUGCAUAGCAAAGUAAAUCCAUGUGGUGCUUUCAGCUUUGGUUAGUUUUAUAAUGUCUCUAAUAACAGCAGGACAGAGACGACAGAACUGUGUUUAGUGUAGAUAUUGAUAAAGCAGAGGAACCAAGUCCUGCUGAAUUUAGGUAAAUUGUCAUUGUCUGUACUUUCUAUCCUGUUGUAAGAAACAGAGAUUUAACCGUGGUCCAUAAACUCUACACAUUCACCAAGCUGCUGAUAAAAUUCCCAAUUCAUAACCCAGGUGUAAUGUGACAAAAUCAACAGAAACCUGGUUAAUAACAGCAGCUCUGCUGUGUGUUUGGAUAUAAUGACAUUUAAAAUGAAUGAUCACAGUGAUACUUUAAGGUUGUUGGACAUUGUUCAGUUCAAUACAAUUCAAUUUUAUUUGUAUAGCGCCAAAUCACAACAUACAUUUUCUCAAGGCACUUAGUGGCACAUAGUGAGGUAUAUUACAAUUACAACAUUACAGACAAAAACCCAACAAAUCCAAGUUAAAGGUCAGUUGUCCUCGUACAAACUGAAACACUGAGCUGGAGUUUUAACAUCUUCACAAUCUGGAGGUCGUUUUCACUGUUCACAGUUUGAUUCUGGCUCCGAUCCCGUGUUUGAUUGGAUGGCAACUAGACACAUCAAUUUGUCCAUUUUUAUAGCAGUUUUUAAUUCUAGUCGCAGACAUUUUACUAGUUUCUGAUGUUGAAAUAUUACAUUUUAAAUGUAAAAGUUCUAAAGAAAACAUUGAGGUUCUGAGCGAGGUAAAACAUCCUUGUAAAUAAAAUUGAAUUGAAUCUUACAGAGCUGACGGGACGUUAUUUUAAAUAAUUUAUUUACUUUACUGAAAGAAGCGGUUGAUGAAUAAACGAGGUGAGUUACA
Molecule: messenger RNA, 2722 nt
Organism: Scophthalmus maximus (turbot)
Lineage: Eukaryota; Metazoa; Chordata; Actinopteri; Pleuronectiformes; Scophthalmidae
Product: C-type lectin domain family 17, member A-like
Exons: 6
Coding region: 1113-1601 (162 amino acids)
Molecular function (GO): signaling receptor activity
Source: RefSeq, a predicted model, not a curated record